GCCCUGCAGCUGUGUGUGUGGGGGUCCAGAGGGUCCACACACACUUCUCUGGACUCAGCUCCAGCGGCAGGCGUCCAUCAUGAGAGCGUCGUGGCUCGCUGUUCUCCUGCUUCCUGUGCUGACGCUGGCGCCGGCGGCAGAAGGGGGCGACCCGCCGGUGGUCACGGUGAAGAAUGGACGGGUCAGAGGGGAGUAUGUGACGGUCAAAGGUACGCAGACCCGGGCCAAGCGGUUCCUGGGAAUCCCCUUCGCUCGAGCCCCGCUGGGGCGGCUGCGACUGGCUGCUCCACAGGAGCCAGAGAACUGGGAGGGGGAGCGGGACGGCACGCGGCAGCCCCCCAUGUGCAUCCAGGAUCCAGCCAUGUUGGGGAACAUCUCCCAGGUCAUGGCCGUGCAGUUCCGCCCCCCCGAGACGUCCGAGGACUGCCUGUACCUCAGCGUGUACGCCCGGGCCGAUGCGGCCAGCGGCGCCCGGCUGCCGGUCCUGGUCUGGAUCCACGGGGGAGGUCUGGUGAUAGGUGCCGCGUCCCAGUACGACGGCGCUCCUCUGGCCGCGUAUGAGAACCUGCUGGUGGUGGUGAUCCAGUACCGGCUGGGGAUUCUGGGCUUCCUCAGCACCGGGGACCAACACGCCCGGGGCAACUAUGGCUUCCUGGACCAGCUGGCGGCGCUGAGGUGGGUCCAGGAGAACAUCCAGGUCUUUGGUGGAGACCCGGAGAAGGUGACGGUGUCUGGGGAGUCUGCGGGAGGAAUCAGCGCCUCCAUGCUGACCCUCUCUCCUCUGGCGUCCGGGCUCUUCCACCGGGCCAUCUUCCAGAGUGGCGUGGCCAUGCUGGGAGCCUACGCCACCGCGCAGCCGCUCGCUCACGCCAAGGUGGUGGCCAACCUGACGGGCUGCGACAGCAGCAGCACGCAGGAGCUGGUCAGCUGCGUCAGGGGGCGGAGCCAGGCCGAGCUGAUCGACGCCACCAAGAGAAUGAGGAUCUACCUGGGAGCUGCCGUGGACGGCGAGUUCCUGACCGACACGCCGGAGGAACUGCUGAAGAAGAAAGAGGUCCUGAAGGUCCCUGUGAUGAUGGGCAUCACCAACCACGAGUUUGGAUGGAUCCUGCCUCAGAGCUUCGCCCCCCCUGGCUGGGUGGAGGGGAUGACCAGGGAGUCGGUGCUCGCCGUCAUGGACCUCUUCAACCCUGCCGGGGCCUCGGCUGCGAACCAGCUGAUCGCUGACCACUACCUGAAGGAGGCCAAGACUCCGCAGCAGAUCCGGGACAGCUUCACCGAGGUCAUGGGUGACCUGCUGAUGACCUUCCCCGUGGUCAAGGUGGCGGGAUACCACUCAGACGCCAGUGUCGACGUCUUCCUGUACGAGUUUGUGCACCGGGCCGAGCUGCACAAGGGCGUCAGGCCAGACUUUGUGAGGGCGGAUCACGCGGACGAGGUUGGCUUCAUGUUCGGGGGAUGUUUCUGGAACGGACAUGUGCAGCUCAUCGGCAACGUCACUGCCGAGGACCAGAAGCUGUGCAGGGCCAUGAUGAAGUACUGGGCCAACUUCGCCCGCACUGGCUCCCCCAACGGGCCGGACCUGGUGACCUGGCCUCGGUUCGAGCGGGAGGAGCAGGCCUACCUGGAACUGGGGCCGACGCAGGCCGCGAGGCAGCACCUGAGACGGGAGCGGGUCCACUUCGUCACCGUCACGCUGCCACAGAAGCUGGCGGCGGCCCGCUCCUCGGACUGAGCUUGGUGCUGGCUCUUCUGUGGACGGCUCCGGAAGCGGACUGAGCAGCAGUCCACCACCACCACCGUGCUGCAGAACCAGAACACCACUCAUGUGGGUUCAUGUGACUUGAGCUUCCACGCAUCUGUCUGAGGUCAAUAAAGCAGACCUGCGCUUCGCAUCGCCAUAAA
Synchiropus splendidus (mandarinfish) is the source of this 1905-nucleotide messenger RNA. RefSeq names its product carboxylesterase 3 (gene ces3). The transcript is spliced from 13 exons. The record is from RefSeq and is a predicted model, not a curated record. Lineage: Eukaryota; Metazoa; Chordata; Actinopteri; Syngnathiformes; Callionymidae. Bases 80 to 1735 code for a protein of 551 amino acids.